This is a messenger RNA of Eruca vesicaria subsp. sativa (arugula), 1704 nucleotides long. The record is from the annotation of a GenBank genome assembly. NCBI's taxonomy places the organism in Eukaryota, Viridiplantae, Streptophyta, Magnoliopsida, Brassicales, Brassicaceae.
AUGGUAGCUGGAGCAAUCUCCAGCAGCACUGACCCACCUCGAGAUCGACCCAACAACAAUGUCAGCGGACACAGAAGACCAAAAGGCAAACAGGUUCCCUCUCGCUACUUAUCUCCUUCUCCUUCUCACUCCCUCUCCCUCUCCUCCUCCACAACAACAACAUCGUCCUCUUCCUCUUCUUCAUCAUCAACCAUUCUCAAGACAAGUAAACGAUACCCAUCUCCUCUACUCCCUUCCAACCCCAUAAAAACGCCUUCUUUAUUACCUAAACGGUCACAAUCCGUAGACCGUCGCCGACCCUCGGCGGCUCCGGCCACCACCGAAAUGUCGGCGGCGACGAAGAUGCUCAUCACUUCCACUCGGAGCUUAUCUGUUUCGUUCCAAGGCGAAUCCUUUUCGCUUCCGGUUAGCAAAAAGAAGGAAGCUUCCACGCCGGUUUCUCACCGGAGAUCGACGCCGGUGCGAGAUCAGAGGGAGAACUCGAAGCCCGUGGAUCAGCAUCGCUGGCCCGGAGCUUCCCGGAGAGGAAAGUCCGAACCUUUAAGCUUAGACUGUGGUGGGAGUGAGAGAGGGAAGCUCGGAUCUAAUGGAAGUCCUAGGGUUUCUAUUAAUGGAAGGUUGAGUUUAGAUAUAGAAAGUAGAGAUGAAGGCCAGAGAAGAAGACCAAACAAUGGUGUUUCCUGUGACUUGACUGCUUCUGAUACUGACAGUGUUUCUUCUGGUAGCACUAACGGAGAAAUCUCCAAGUCAAGGAGGAGCUUGUCUCGUAAUGGUUUGGCUUCUGCUAGGUUCUGGCAAGAGACUAAUACCCGGUUAAGGCGGUUGCAGGAUCCUGGUUGUGUAUCAUCUAAGCUUGGUCUUUCUAAAAGGUUCUCUAGUGAUGCUGUUCUAUCAUCAUUAUCUCCUCGUGGUAUGGCUUCUUCUCCUGUAAGAGGUGGUGCUUCUAUUCGCUCUGCUUCACCGAGUAAGCUUUGGGCUACUACUACUACUAGUUCAUCUCCAGCUAGGGCUCUUUCGAGUCCUUCUCGAGUGAGAAAUGUGGUUUCUGAUCAGAUGAAUGGUGGUUAUAACCGCAAGGAAAACACGAGUUCGAUUCUUAGCUUCUCUGCGGAUAUUAGGAGAGGGAAGAUUGGGGGAGAUCGUGUUGUGGAUGCACAUUUGUUGAGGCUUCUUUAUAACCGUUACUUGCAGUGGAGGUUUGUCAAUGCGAGAGCAGGCUCUGCGUUAAUGGUGCAGAGAUUGAACGCAGAGAAGAACCUGUGGAAUGCAUGGGUAUCAAUCUCAGAACUGCGCCACAGCGUUACAUUAAAACGAAUCAAGUUGCUUUUGCUAAGGCAAAAAUUGAAACUGGCUUCUAUUCUGAAGGGACAGAUGGGAUAUUUAGAAGAAUGGUCUCUUCUAGACAGAGAUCAUUCAAGUUCUUUGUCUGGAGCAACCCAAGCCUUGAAAGCCAGCACGCUUCGGCUACCAAUUGUUGGAAAGACCGUGGUUGAUAUCAAAGAUCUUAAGCAUGCUGUUAGUUCAGCUGUUGAUGUAAUGCAAGCUUUGUCAUCUUCCAUAUUCUCGCUUACGUUGAAGGUUGAUGAAAUGAAUUCUGUAAUGGUCGAGACGGUUAAUGUAACUGCGAAGGAAAAGGUUAUGCUUGAAAGAUGUCAAGGAUUCUUAUCAAGAGUAGCAGCUAUGCAGGUAAUGCCUCUAAAGUAA